Molecule: messenger RNA, 3896 nt
Organism: Exophiala dermatitidis NIH/UT8656
Lineage: Eukaryota; Fungi; Ascomycota; Eurotiomycetes; Chaetothyriales; Herpotrichiellaceae
Exons: 2
Coding region: 518-3367 (949 amino acids)
Biological process (GO): DNA-templated transcription; regulation of DNA-templated transcription
Cellular component (GO): nucleus
Molecular function (GO): DNA-binding transcription factor activity, RNA polymerase II-specific; DNA binding; zinc ion binding
Source: RefSeq, a predicted model, not a curated record
GCGCUGCAUGUGUCGAGCACUGCAAUGAGAUACUAGUAGCACUGGCAAGGUAUUGCUUGUCGCAGUGACAUACCAUAGUGUCUGAUGGAAACAGUUGGCUACUGACUGCUUCAAAAUCAUCCUUCUUCUUUAUCACUCUACUGCGACAAUACAGCGCACAGCUUAGUUCGCUUGUACAGCCUGUGCAACGUGAAGCGGGACCCUUUCAUCGAUGCACCACAGUACCCCGUUGGCCUCUCCCUGCGAUCCGCGCAGUUAACUCUUUGUUAAAUCCGAAUCAACAAGUGCGCUAUCUACAAGGCCACCAGGUAUCGCGACAGCUGUGGCCAGGCAUCUUUUCCUAUUGGGAAGUGUCGCUGAACACUGAGAUCGGCUAGUGUGAAGACAUCUUCGUUUCGCACUUAAUCUCUGCCAGUUGUCGCAGUCGCACGAAGCCUAUCCUGUGAACCGAACCACAAACGCAGAUACCCAUGCCAUUAGGUGUGUUGGGGGCAUAGGCGACACAAAAGAUUUCAACAUGACACCAACACCUCCGUCAGCGGGCACGUCGCAUUCCGGCGCCUCACCGGAUCAAUUCAGAGUAGUGCGCAAGCGAAAUCGCGUUCCAUUGUCAUGCGGGCCAUGCCGCCAUCGCAAACUGAAAUGCAAUCGCCAGGCACCAUGCGACAACUGUACCAAGCGAGGCGAUGGGGGCUCCUGUACAUACGCCGCGCCGGCGGCUAGAAAGAGAGGCAGCCAGAGUCAAAAUUCAGCAAAUGCGUCACCCGACGACAUGCAGAAUCGCAUCGACCGGCUUGAAGGCCUGGUCCUAUCGUUAAUGACCAAUGGCCCACAAGCUGCAGGUCCGGCUGCCGCAGCUCAAGCUCUAUCGACAAGCACGAGCAAUAUAGGUAGUGGCUCGCUCGGGCCGAUUCUCGACGAUCCGGACGAGUCCACUACGAUGAAUGAUGCCGAUGCUCAAGAACCCGAGAGCGAGACUGACGGAGUUACGAAGAGCUUUGGGAUAUUGAAAGUUGACGCGGAGAGACAGAAGACGUUCUACGUUGGUGAGGCACACUGGGCAGCUCUGCUGAACGAGAUCAGCGAAGUUCGGAACUAUUUUGUUGCCCACAAGAAGGAAUACGAGGCGCAGAUGGAGAAAGUCGAGCAGGUUAGGAAGUCCAUGGGAACGGAUGCGGGUGCUGGGCCGGCCUUGUUGUUUGGCGCAAGUGUUCCUCCCAGUCGUGGCGAGAUCAUGGCUCAGAUCCCCUCUCGAUACAUGUGCGACAUCCUGAUCGGACGAUAUUUCAACACCCUCGACCCUGGCGCACACAUUCUGCACGGGCCCACUUUCCAGCGACAAUACAACCAGCAUUGGAUUGAUCCAUCCAAGAGCUCGAUCGUCUGGAUCGCCAUGUUGUUCGCCAUCAUGCGACUGGCCAUGUUAUCGUACGGACGGGAGGGCGACGAACCACCUGAAUUCCGAGGCAAGUGUCAAGAUUUGGUGAUCAACUACCGCACCCAGAUGGCGCAUUGUCUCAUCACCGCUGAUUACACCAAGCCCCAUAACCACAUCAUCGAGACGCUGAUUUUGCAUCUCCACGCUGAACACAUCUCGAAUCGCGACUCUGAAGCCAGUGUCUGGGUUCUGGUGGGCAUGAUCGCCCGUCUUGCCAUGCGUAUGGGUUAUCAUCGAGAUGCGAAGUGGUUCCCCAACUUGAGUCCCUUUCAAGGCGAGAUGCGACGUCGUGUGUGGACGUUUGUACGGACUGCCGAUCUCUUGUUCUCCUUCCAGGUGGCACUUCCGCCCAUGAUCCGGAUCGGAGACUCGGACACCGACCUGCCACGAAACAUCUACGAUGAUGAAUUCGACGAAGACUCUGCGUCCCUUCCUCCCUCUCGGCCAGCUUCUGAGCCAACUCCGAUAUCGUACAUGAUAGCCAAAGGGCGCCUCUCGUUCGGAUUCGGCCGGGUUCUGGAAGAAGUCAAUGGCGUCAACCACAAAGGCUACGAUGAGAUUCUCAAGAUUGACCAAGGACUUCGAGAAGUCUAUGAAAGCAUCCCCGAGCACCUGAAACUGCGCCCGAUGGCCGAGCAGACCCUGGCUCCCAUAUCUUUGAUCAUGGCGAGAUUCAGUUUGGCCACGGUCUAUCACAAGUCACAGUGCGUGCUUCAUCGGCGGUUCUUGCGCCUGGCCAGAAAUGGUAACCGUUACAUGCACUCGAGACGGACGUGUCUGGACUCGGCCAUGCAGCUGUUGAAUUACCAAGCCAUUCAGCAUCAACAGAGUCAAGAACGCGGGCGGUUGCGGAGUAUGCGGAACCAUAUCAAUUCGUUGACGGCGCACGAUUAUUUGCUGGGCGCCACAAUAUUGUGUAUGGAUCUUUACAACCAUCGUGAGGGCAGCGACCCGGAUGCGAGUACCCCUAGCACCUCGGUCAGUGGUGGCAGCGUCAGUCAAGGCAGUAACUCGAACUCGUCGGACGGCACGUAUAUCCCUGGUCUCAGCUACACGCGUGAAGACCUCAUCCGAGCCUUGGAGGACAGUCGGGACAUAUGGAUGGCGAAUCGCGAUUUCAGCAUCGAAGCUUAUAAGGCGAGCGAGAUGUUGAACGUGCUUCUCUAUCAUAUCAAGUUGCCGUAUUCGCCCAGCAAUACUCAACAUACGCAGAUACCGGCGGCGGCGGCGGCAGCGGCGACGGCCACCCGGCCUGCACCGGGCUCGAAUAACGAUGAACAGACGGCGGCAAUGACGUUGGGCAUGCUUCAAGCGGGCGCCAUUGGCAGCACGGGAGGACCCGGCGGCAUGAAUCCCCUGCAGGUGGACUCCCCUGGCAGCGGCGGGUGGGAUAGAUUCAAUGCCGCGUUUGCUGCGGCGAAUCUACCAGGCGACUCGUUCAAUGGUGCCAAUGCGUUUGGAGGAGCGGGAGCGCCCGCGAACGCGCCCAGUCCUUUCCCUAUGGGUCUCUUUGGCGGAGCAAUGGGCGACUUGGGCCAGGGCAUGAACCUGGAUUGGGAAGCAUGGGACCAAUAUAUGCAGCCCAACCUGUCGCUCGACCCGGCGGUCAAUCUGUGGUCGACUACCUCGCCCAGUAACAAUGUCUACGCGCCACCUUCGGCCCCAGAUGGCGGCGUGGGCGACGGGACGUUUAGUGGUGCGACCACUUCGGCAAGUUCGAACUUCUACGGCUCAAGUUCGGGCGGCAAUGGCGGGGCGUCAACACAGGAUUCAAAGUCUCAGAUGCCAGUUCUGAGCAACACGACCACGAAUACUACUAGUACGAGCAACGACAACAACUCUGCUGGCGAAGUUUUCAUGGGAGUGCAGACACCGCAGCCGGGAGGGAUGCCGAGUUGGAAAUGGACCGUCAUGAGUGAGAAGCAGUGAGUUGAAUGGAAAUAAAAUGACAGUUGAGAAUGGAACAAAAACAAAUUGGCGAAUGAAUGGAACUGAUGGGUGGUCCGAGAGAUGAUGGAUUUCGGUCACCGGAUACCGGAUUGAUGAACGAUUAUUGGAUUUGAUUGAGUGAUGAUACCCGCGAGCAAAUGGAUCCUUGCAUUGGAGGAAAUGGAAACGGAAUGCGAAAAUGCUCUGCUCUGCUCUUCUUUUGUAUGAGGUUGAUUUGGACAGAAAAUGACUGGGGCGGUUGGGCUGGGUCUCUUGGGGCUCGAGAGAACAGAAGGAUACUAGGUAGUAGAUAGGUUGGCCGGCUUUGACUGUGGCUGUGAUGUGAUGAUUUUGUUUCACGCGAGCACAGCAGAUCAGAUUGUACUGUACACAGUAGUAGGAGUGUGCUGGACGGGGAGGCUCCGAGGCGUCGAUGGGGAAGUUUGUUCUAGUAUGCUCGAACAUGAACAACUUGCUGUAGAUAAAGUAAGGUAGUAGACGCCUGGCAAAUGCUAUUUACUCCGCUCCA